AGGAAUACUGUCAAAUCACCGACAGACGUCAAGAAAUGAAAAUAAAAACAUCAAAACAUUUCUGGACGAAGUUUUCUUAAAAUUCAUGUAUUUCAGUGUGUUGCAUUGAGUGGUCAGUUUGCGGAAUGGUCGGUCGGAGCAUAAAUGCAAUGGUCGACAACUGUAACGGUACAUCUAUGGAUGCUUUGCCCGACGAAGUGAUAGAAUUCAUUCUAUCCUUCGUUUCGACGUACAAAGACCUACAUAAUUGCAUGGCAGUCUCCGAACGAUGGAAACGAUGUGCAGAGAACGUUAGGCAAGUGAAGAACCGUAAGUUCCACAAAUCCAUCGCAGAUAUGGAUAUGAACUGGACGCGAGUCUCUGUUGCGCCGAACACAGCUGGCAUCACAAGAAGAUUCUCGCAUUCAGCAGUAGUGUGUGAUGAUCUGAUGUACAUUUUCGGUGGCUGCACCAGUUCAAUGACUACAUUCAACGAUCUAUGGAAACUGGAUUUGAACACCAGGAUGUGGAUCAGGCCUAUUACCACUGGCGCCUAUCCAUCUCCUAAGGCAUGCAGUACUCUGGUGCAAUACAAGGAAAUGUUGAUACUAUUCGGAGGAUGGACGUACCCACCAUCGUAUCCGCUGCACCAAAGCUGGCAUCUUUACGACGAACUGCACGUUUACGACAAGAGCAAAAAUCAAUGGACUUGCAUAAAUACGAUGCUCACGCCGCCACCGAUGGCCGGUCAUUCCGCCUCUGUAGUAGGCGACUGGAUGAUAGUUUUUGGAGGGUUGCAAAGGCAACAAGGCGAGGUGCAUUGUGAAAAAUCUAACGUGGUUUGGAAGCUGAACUUGGUCACAUGGACUUGGACGCAACAACUGUUCGAAGGAGGACAAAGACCGAAAGGCCGAUUCGGCGCCACUCAAGUGGUGUUGGAUGAGAAGAAUUUGCUGAUAUUGGGAGGCUCUGCCGGUCCGAACAUUCAAUUUCACGACUGCUGGAUAUUGAACAUGGAAGGCGACGCAUGGAAAUGGAUCAGAGUUUCUCUUCUCGACAGAGACAACGAGGCGCAGAACAUCUGGAGCAAUCCAGGAUGUUUGGUUGGCGAUAAACUGGUCGUUUUGAAUAAGCGUCGCAACAGUAAGGAAGCACACAGCGUCGUUUAUUACCCGAGAAGUCAGUGGUUGACUGCGCUCCCAGAACAUCCUAGAUUUUCCCGAAUCGACUUAGCCAACCGACCAAACGAUGUAGAUGACAACGUUAAUGGACGAAGAGGAAGCUUACUAAAUCGCCAUCAGGAAAAGUGUUCGCAGGCUACUCAACAGCGCAACAUUCAGCACACAGUCGAGUUGAGCCCGAUGGCAAAAAAGCGCCUGAUUGCAAUGCCGAAGUCCAACGAAUUAUCAAUGACUGUAUGCGUUCUGGACAUCGCUCAAGUACUAACAGCGGGCACAGCCAAAUGGCUGAUGCCGAAAACGCUCUCGUCCAAUGGGCCCGAGGAAACAAUCCUCUACUCACUAGUACAAGGCCAAUCGGAACUGAUCAUGUUCGGGGGCAUUUUGAAGGACUGCAAGACUUUGUUCCCUUGCGAUUUGUCCAACCAAAUAUCAAAUUGUCUGCAGUUUAUUACUGCACAUGAUUAUGUGAUAUAGUGCUAUAUUAUUGCUCAUGAUUAUGUGAUACAGCAUAGUUGCCAGUAUACUGAACUGGUACUACUGUAGUGCGGCAACUACUCGCUACUUGUACGGAAUAUUUGCGAAAUCGGCAACGCGGUCAACAAGCCUUUGCAAGUACAACUAAAUAAUAAGGUUCUUAGAAUACGACGAUCUAAUUUCCAUUUGUUUAUAAUUUUUCAAUAUAUCCCUAAUAAUUG
This is a messenger RNA of Dendroctonus ponderosae (mountain pine beetle), 1855 nucleotides long. RefSeq names its product F-box only protein 42 (gene Fbxo42). The transcript is spliced from 6 exons. The record is from RefSeq and is a predicted model, not a curated record. Bases 126 to 1634 code for a protein of 502 amino acids. NCBI's taxonomy places the organism in Eukaryota, Metazoa, Arthropoda, Insecta, Coleoptera, Curculionidae. Gene Ontology annotation, molecular function: protein binding.